AUCAUCGCGCAUAAAUCUAUUAUAUAUUGCUUGAAUGUGGAAUUUAGCCGCUAUUUUCUCUUGCGUAAUGAGAACCACUGAACGGAGAUAAUUACCAGUCGUUAACACGACUAAUCUCCAGACAUGUCGGCAUACGAGGAGAAUCUACAAGCGCGUAGGGAGAAACUACGCGAUCUCGUAUCGAGUGAGGAGGCGGAUCUAAUGAAGGAGAUCGAGGAGGUGACACGGUGGGACGAGUGUGCCCGAUUCGAAAAGCAGUUUGCGAAAAUGGAGGAGUUGAGGAAACAGCACGAGCAGGAACACGAAACGAUGGUAGCUGCCAAACAGAAGCAACGGUUUCUAAUGUCAUGUCCGGAUAUUAAGCAAGAAUUGUCGAGGAGAGCCACGAUCGACGCGAAGCGAUGUAACGUGGAGCAGAUGGCGGAUAACGAAGCGAGGAGAUUAGCGGAGAAGGAACUGGAUGCUGUCUGGUACGAGAUAAUGCUAAGGGAGAACGGGACGAAGGGGCACAAAGAGAUGGAGGAGUCGGAGAGACGACGAACCUUAGCCCAGCAAGAAACGGUGUCUGCUUUAGCCAAGCAAGUGGCGGACAAGUUGACGUUGGAAGAUGAGAAGAAGGUCGAGAAGAGGGACGAGCAGGAGCAUCUGGAUCGGCUAUGCGAGGAUAUGCGCCAGGCGGAGUUAAGGAAUCUCGAGAUGGAAAGGCAAAAGCGGGAAAAGUUGAAGGAGGAACUCGAGGAGCAGAUCCUGACGACAAAGAAGUUUCUCGCCGAACGUGCCCGCGAGGAAGCCAUGGUGGAUCGCGCAUUCGGGAAGCUGGCCGAGGAGGAACUGGCCAAGGAGAAGGCUCGCGUGAAACAGGACACCGCCAUCCUCCGUGCGGAGUUGGACUCCUAUCUGAAGUAUCUGAAGGACUUGCAGCAGGAGGAGGUCAAACGGAACCUCGAGAUGGAAGCUAUCGUUCGGCAAUCGCAAGAGAAUAUUGAGGCGAGGCGCAAGCUUGCGCUGAAAAAAUUCAAGGAAGCUCGCCAGCACGCCGCACAGGAAGUCCUUCGCGGUCGGGAGGAACAGCUGAAGACGCGACAGGAGGCAGAGGAGCGGGAACGACUGCUGAAGAUGGAGGAACGAGAGGCGCUCGAAAGGCAGAUCGAGAUGGAUGCCGAGUUGACCGCGAUGGAGCGGAAGGAGACCAGACAAAAGACGCUUCGUUACGGACUGGAGCUCAAGGAGCAGCAGAGAUGCAUCGAAACGACGAGACGCCAGGAAUUGGAGGAGGAACGGCGGUACUACCAGGCCGAGAUGAAGAGGCAGACGGAGGAAUAUCAGAGGCUCACGGACGAGUUGCUGAACGCUUCCGAGAGCAUUACGCCGCAUCCGUUUAAAGCUGUACUGAAGGAGGGCCCAUCCUGAAGGAGAAGGAAGGAUGUUGUUACUGUCCUUCAACUUUAACUUCCGUGUAACUGACAUGUUAGUAGAUGCUGAUAAGUUACCAGGUGUACCUCUUGUAAGUUACUUCCCCGGCUUGUCGUUGCGCGGAUCAUGUAAAGGGCCACUCGAGAGGUAGACCAUUGAAUAUUCAAUCAAUCAAUCAACGUGCGACCGCUAAAUCUAUAGGGCGAUAGAGACGUGAAAUAAGUUGGUAGAAAUCACUGAUUAUUGAUAUAGAAAUUUAACAUAUCAAAAUGUAACGUCGUGACAUUAUCAUAUAGAAUAUAAAAAUUAUGAAUGUUGUAACUGGUCACAUAAUUUGUCCUCACAUUACUGAAAUAUUAACGUUAGAGAUUUACUUCAUAAAAUUAUAGGUAAUAUGACAUUUCUCUAUUCUUUUUUUUGCAUUUCUCUCUAUAUACGUACAUAAUACACGUAUAACAAUUUCUUUUUGAUAAGACAGUAAUAAGUUUUUAUAUUCUUCUUAAAUAAGAGCUAAUAAUUAAGAGUACAUUUUUAAUAUACAUUUUAAUGUAAAUUUAACAGCAUUUAACUAUUCUGUUCUGUUCGAGUAUAUUUGAUAGAUCAGAUUUGAUUUAAAAUUUAUAUGUUUCAUUUUCUUACUAAGAUUUUAUUUAAAAAAUCUUUUUCUCUGACAUUUUGAUGAUUUCAUCUAUAUAAUAAGCUCUCUUUUCUAUGAAAAUUUAUUUUUUAUUUUUAGAGUUUUUUUAUUAUAUUAACUCAAAUGAUAUAAUAAGAAAUUUGAACAGAACAGUAGAGUUAAAAGUAUAAAUUGAUUGAUAAUUGUUAGUUAAUCAUUUAUAUAACAAUACAUUUAUUCAAACUUAUUGAUAUUCUGUUAUGUCUUUAUAUCAUCCUUUUAAUAUAAAAUAUAAAAAUAUAACUAUAAUCUGAGUGCUUUUAUUUUAUUAUGCACAAAGUUGUGUUCAAUAAUAACAUUGCAGCUGUAUCGUAACCAAAAAAUAUUUUGCUGGUAUAGACAGAUUUCUUGAUAUCACAAUUAAAAUGUAUCGCUAGUUUUUGUAUCUGCUAGAAUUAUGCCUGUCACGUAUAAAAUUUGGAAAUUAUGCUUUUAUCAGCUAAAUUGAUUACGUGGAAUACAUAUAUAUAUCGCAGUAUUUGCUUAUUAUUUGUCUAUCUCAGCUAUAUUUUACACAUAUAUAAUUGUUAUUGAAGUUGCAAGAUUAUUUUUUUUUUUUAAGUGAAUAAAAAGCCAUUAGUGAAGAGAAUCGAUAUUAUUUACAUUCAUGUCUAUUUAUAUUUAAUAAUUAAAUAAAACCAAAUUGUAGAAUAUUGCAUAUUCGCAAUAUAAAUACAAUUUCGUGAUAUAAAUAUCAUUUUUAAUAUUUCUGUCGUUUGAUGAAAAUAUCUGUAUGACAUUUCAUGAAAUUGCAAAUAAUCUAAUACGCUAUUUCAGUAUUAUAUUCGUUUUUCAGCGGAAUAUUGACUACAAUUAAUAACAAGAAAAUAUUUGCGUUAUUAAAUAAUCUAUGUGCCGUGCGCAGAAAUAAUAACGAAAUACAAUUCUCGCCUUCUCUUCGCGUCCGACUGUGCCGAUUGAAAAAAAAUUCCUCUUCUCACCCGUGUAAUUCGACCUGCAGUUGGCGCUCGUACCAAAGGCUCUGGCCUCUUCUCUCAAUGUUCUCCGCUCCUACCAUCCGUCGGAUGCUGCAGGACCCAGCAACGUGAACUCUGCUGAAGGGAUACGUGUUUAUCGACGGAAACGUGGCGGCUCAACGCGCAGGAUCAGGCGGCAACAAUGAUCUUAUUGUCCGCCUCGAAGGAGACACACGAAUAAGAUCUCGGCGUUAUUCUUGAUGAUGAUUUCGCACGCGUGCCUUUAGACGAUUACCCUGGCGUAUUACAGUGUUUUGCGUUACGUGGUGCGAUGUAACUCUCCCUCGAAUCUCCCCCUCCCCCCGAAUGAAACGUACAUACAUAUAUUACAUUAAAAUGCGCGCAGCGCGUGGAAUCGAGAUUUACGUCGUAAUUGCGUCCGCGCGCGUGUGAUAGUCGGCGCCUAGAUAAAUCUUUGUUAAUUGUAGACACAACCGUGAUCACAUCUCGCCGGUUCGCGUCACCAUUUCGGACGGGGAGUUAAGAAAAAUUCAUUACCGCCAAGUAUCCGCAAACAAAAUUAGAAAACACGCAGUCCGCAAUUCUGAAGCUCUCUCCGUCAAACCUGUGUAAGUAAGAAUCACGCCUCGGCUGUAAUAGCGAAUCGAUAUCCGCCUGUCGCUUUUCCCGGCGCGAUUUCACCCAGGAGUGGCGGUCGAUCUUUUUCCCGCAUCGUCAAGCAUUCACCACUUGGCGGCUGCUCGUUGCGUGCUCCCCAGUGGGUGCGUGCGUGUAUGAAUACGCACGUCAGCUUAAUGCCCGUAGAUGUUCGUGAUUGAUCGAACGCUGCCGGCUAGACAGCGCAGUUUGUCUCGGGAUUCACCCCCGGAGGGUUGGAGGGUUGGCUCGGCCUGGCGCGCCUACCGAUUGACUCGGGCUUUGAGAUUCGCGUAAGAGGUCGCCGAAGUCCUGAUCGAAGUUGAGUUGGGUUCUCGGCUGGAGGCGGUGGAUCUUUUUUUUUUUUUACCUUCGAAUUAUUCACUCGGUUGGUCCAAGGACACGGGUGCACCUGCGCGCGUAUAUACGGCGAUUAUCGGUGUGCAAGGCUAGCCGGAGGACAGAGGAAAGGUUGAAGAGGGAGAAAAUGGCGAGGUGAACGAGAGAAGGAGGAAAAGGGCAAAGAGGGUCGGGGAAGGUUGGCGAAGAAGCGAAGAGCCAGAAGACAGAAGGAAAGGCAGAAGGCCAGCGGGAACGCGAGGAAGGAAGAGGCGAGCGAAAAAGAAAGAGAGAAAGAGAGAAAGAGAAAGUGGAAACGGAGAGGGUUGCGCUGCUGCAGGAGAGCGAAUGGACUCUGCCUCCAGGGAUGUUCUUUUGACAGUCAUGUCGCUGUCGUCUCCUAAGGUCCCCCGGCGGCAUUGCAUUAAUCUUCUUCUUCCGACCCCGCCUUAUUGAAAAUUCUACAGAGCGCUCCACAGUUUUUGCCGCGGACGUCUUUUAUACUCCACUACCGCCGCCUCCCUCACACACCCUACCUCCCCCGUUCCCUCGCUCCGGACGAGCAUCCCCCUCGAUGAGGGCAAGCCGCCCCGUGCUACGCGGCUUCGUCUCGUCACCCGGAGAGGCGCAUCCGUACCCGUCACCUCUCUCACUACGUUACGCACGCCGGUACGGUGGUAUCCGUCGACACGGACGCGUCCAAGCUUCAGGGCACAAUGAUCGAUAACGUUAUCAAUCACCGCAUCGGUAAGUCUCUCCAAUCCCUCCCCUACCUCCGGCGGCGGCGGCGGUGGUCGCGUUCGACGCCCGCACGCGUAUUCCGCACACCUCGGUGGCCGCGAAUGCCUGCCACUGGAAAUGCGCGCAUCCGUCUCCCGAUAAACGCGUCUGUCAAACGGCGAGUCGUUCGCGGGGGGACGACGGAAGGGGGAGAGGGGGAGAAAACGCUGGGAUUCUGAUUGCGGACAUCGCGAUUAAUUCGUUCUGGCCGCGAUACCGUCCGCGGGUAAGCCGAAGGGAAAGGGCUCGAUCCUCGCGACCGGGAAGUACCGAGCCACGCGGACGAUAGAACGAAUCCGAGGAUGCGCUCGAUGAGAAUUAACGAGCGAUAAGUACCGAUGCUCUUCGAAGCAGAUCGGCGCACUCGCUGUAUGACAUGGGGUGCGAAAGCGAAGAGCUUAUCGGCUUUCCACUCAGCGCCGUUUAAAAAUCGCCAGCGUUAAAUUGAUUUUAAUACCAGGUUUGGUAACCAGUGAAAAUAUUAAAAGUCGAUAAAAUGGUUUUACUUAAUUAGAUAAAAAAUAUGACGCAUGCGAAAAGGCUAAAAAGAGCAGCUGUGUAUUCGACGAAUAGAUCGAUGUUGUGAUAUUGUAUAUGCAUUUAUAUUGUUAAUAAUAAAAUGAAAAUUUUAUAGAAAUGUUUAAAAAUGUUGAAGUGAUUAAGAAGCAAAUUACUUUCGCGAAGAAUAAUAUAAUAUUAUACGUUACUUAUAUAUGUUUUGUGCCUAUAAAAAUUUAAACCUUUAUUGUUUUUCUACUAUAUUAUAGAAUGUGUGCAUUUUUUCAUUAAACAAAAUAAUCAAUCUUGCUGCCAUUAUUAAACUUCUGCAGACAAUAACAUUAUAAUUAAUAUUAUUUACUCUUUAAAAUUUAACUUCACAGUUUGUAUGAUAGAACAUUUUGUGUUUUAAAAAGAGAUAAUGUAUAAUAAUAAUCAUUAUUAUUUUAACUAAUAUUAUUAUUAAUCAAUUUAAACAGCUGAAUAUUGUUUAAAGCAAUAUUGAAAAGAGAAAAAUAAUUAAUAUAUUCAUUGAAUUAGUGAUUGUACGAUAUAAUUUAACUGAAAGUAACACAUUUGGACUAUUACUUAAUUACACAAUGUAUUAAUAAUCCAACAAAAGCGAAUGUAGAGCGCACACAGAGAAUUACUUUGUAAUUUAACUCGUGGAAUUUCUAGUAACGAAAUUCGGCGUGUGUAGCUUUAACCCAUUUUAGUCAAGAAUUCAAAGUAUCAAUUUCUUGGCAAGUAGAUUGAGGAAACUUUCUUCUUUACUUUUAAUCAGAAAAGUUUGAAAAAUCCGAACAACCCUCGGAACCGUCGGAGCGUAAAGCACACCGAAAGGGUUAAUUAAUAAACGCAACGCGUCGAACUCCCGCGCGAACUCGAACUGGCGUUCAUGGAGUCGGCGAGCGUGGAGCGUGUCCCGGCUAUUUUCAGGAAAGUUUUCCGAAUUUUCCUUCCUUUUUUUCCACCCCUCCUUCCUACUGAAAGCUCCGCGGGAAGCAUUAGUACACUCGGAGGCGUGUCAUAUCCUAUCAUCAGCGACGUAGAUUAAUGUUACGCCGCCGUGGCCGCGCGCGACGGCGGAGAUUGUCGCGCUUUUCACGGGGAUUCCUGUAUUUAUGAUGAUAAGCCUGAUUUCAACAACCCCCGACGCGGUGCGCCAUAGAAAUUUUCGAUAAAAUACACGCGACAAUAAAAUGAUUUUCGUGUACGGUUCUCGCUCACCGGCCCGAAACGGUGAAUCGUCAUGACACGGACAGGGGGUGAAGAUGAUUUAUAGCGCGCAACCGGCAGCUCGUCGGGUACACUGAUAGGCAGGAAAUAGUCACGGCUCUAAUGUAAGAUUACGGCAGGCUUAAGCCGAGUUUAAUUUGAGGGCCCCCUCCCUCUGCGGACCGCCUGAAAUUCGUGAUGUGCCGCGAAUCGGUACAAGCCAGCGUAAUUUUUCUACUUAAAGGGAGAUAUAACAUUACGUUCCUUUCUUCUCACCUCUCCUCUCACCCCAAAAAGAAAAUUUUAUACCUCGUAUAUUUUAUCUCCUCCGAAGGGCAGAAAUUAUAUUACAUUUUCUCCUUUAUAUAUCUUUGUUAUGUAAAUAAUAGUUUCGUAUUAGUUACAGAAAUGUAUUUACGUUAAUUUAAGUGCGAACAAGCGAGUGUAAGUGAUUUAAAUUUAAUUAAGAUAAUUCUCGAUGAUUCUCGGGAUAACCAGUAUUUAUUUAUCGCUGUCUGUUUACUCGUUCGUAAUUAUCUGCUUUUAAAAUGCUUUUAAUAUCCAUUUAAAUACUCUACAUUACAUUUUUUAUUCCAUUAUAUACCUCUUAUAUUAUUAAAGCUAAGAGGAGCAUGCCGUCAACUCUCUCUUUCUCUCUCUUUCAUUCUUGUAAAUAUUAUAAAUACUUUAAGCUGCUACCAUCUACUCUUAGGAAAAUUCGACUCUCAUAUACCAAAGUGAACUUUAUAUCGCAUAUAUCACAAAUUAUGCAUUCAAAAUCGAGUAAAACUCGCAUCGCGUAAACUUCGUAUCUGGCGGCCUUCGCCCUUCAGCAUCCAAGAUAUUAACUUAAAAGGAAGUGCGCAAUUCUUUUUUCGAAAAUUAGUUUCCCCAUGGGCGCGCGCAGAUGUAGAGCGAGAUUUUCUAUUCUCGAAACUGUCUCGGGGAAGACCCGACCGCACUAUCAACCGCAAAUUCGCUCAUCAGUGCACCCGCGAACACUAAAGUGCGACAGAGUGCGUCAGAAUGCGUGCAUGCUGCAGAGGUGCACGCGUCGGUGAACAAUUCGUGAUUGCAGGGCAUAUGUCGGCGACUUGAUGGUUCGCACGAGUUCAUGAGGUCGGCCAGCAACCCAAAUGGUAAUUUGAGGUUUCAGGUUAGUUAAACAUAGCGGCAUGGACGUGCAAAUUCAGUCGGUUGCUGUUUAAAAAGUGGACAGAAUGUUUUCGACCGUCCUUCGAUUAGACACGUACGCCGGCUGACAACAGGCGACAGCUCGACAGCUCAAAUCGUCGAGAGCAAUUUUUUUUUUUUUUUUCGUUAUUUAUAUCAUCGAAUUUAGAUUCGUAUGUAAAAACAAGAGAUUGAGUUUCUGCGCUCAUUAAGCAUAUCCGUGGCAAUCACAGAGUGUCGAUAACAAUAUUUAAAAAUGUUAGAAAAUACAAUUGUUAUCUGCAAAAUUGUGAAAUCCAGCUACAUGCAUUUAUUGCUGUUAUGUUACACCUGCAUGAGCAAUAAUUGCAUGUAUGCCCGAAUUAAAUAUUAACCUAUAAUAAUAAAUACGCAUAUCGGUCCACAUUUCAGUAAUAUUAAUUUUCCAUCUUCGUACAGUUAUCCAUUCUAGAAUUGAUUAUGAUUUUACUGCUCCGUAUUCGAAAGAGACAAAAAA
Molecule: messenger RNA, 8167 nt
Organism: Monomorium pharaonis (pharaoh ant)
Lineage: Eukaryota; Metazoa; Arthropoda; Insecta; Hymenoptera; Formicidae
Product: trichoplein keratin filament-binding protein
Exons: 1
Coding region: 124-1410 (428 amino acids)
Source: RefSeq, a predicted model, not a curated record